AUGGAUGACAAGAACGUCGCAGUCCUUGCGACUGACUCUGCGGCUGCAAACCACGACAAUGGCGAUCCUCAACAAGAAUUGCCGAAUGAAGAAGCGCAACGAGGCGUUCAAGGUGUCGAGGCCAUGGCUCUCACUUGGUCGAGAUUGACACUCAUCGGUAUCUUCCUCAAUAUCUGGUUGCUCUACUUUGUCAAUGCGUUUCAGUCUACAAUUCUCUCCAAUCUGCUUCCCUACGCCACGAGCGCUUUCGAAUCUCAUUCGUUAUUGAAUGUUAUUUAUGUCGUGGCCGGUUCUAUGUCUGCAGCCACUUAUAUGCCCCUAUCAAAGAUUAUGGAUGUCUGGGGAAGAGCUGAAGGCUUUCUCAUCAUGACCGUCUUUGCUACCCUGGGCCUGAUUCUCAUGGCUGCAAGCAAUGGCAUUGCCACCUUCUGCGCAGCAUAUGUGUUUUAUAGCAUUGGAUUCGGUGGUAUGACAUACGCCGUAGACGUUAUUACGGCCGAUGCAUCCCAGCUGAAGAAUCGAGGGCUAGCAUACGCUUUCACGUCUUCUCCAUACAUCAUCACGGCUUUUGCUGGAGCCAAAGCAUCAGAGGGUUUCUACAACGACAUCAGCUGGCGAUGGGGCUUUGGCGUCUUUGCCAUCGUCUUUCCUAUUGUGGCUGCUCCACUAUACUUUAUCUUGAAGAUCAACCUUCGCAAGGCCGAGAGGCAAGGUCUAUUGACCAAGGAGCCAAGUAACCGGACAAUAUUGCAAAGCAUCUGGUAUUACAGCGUAGAGUUCGAUGCAAUGGGAGUGUUUUUGUUCUCCGCCGGUCUCACGGUGUUUCUUCUUCCGUUCAACAUUGCCGACUCUGCGCCCAAUGGAUGGUCAACAGGAUACAUAAUUGCCAUGAUAGUGGUCGGCUUUGUUAUGCUUAUUAUCUUUACCUUAUACGAGACCUUCCUGGCGCCAAUUCCUCUGCUCGACUGGAACCUCUUGAUUGAUCGGACUGUCAUCGGCGCCUGCCUUCUCGAUGCCACAUAUCAGAUCUCGUAUUACUGCUGGGCGAACUACUUCACCUCUUUCUUACAAGUGGUGAAUGAUCUAAGCUUAGCAGAAGCCGGAUAUGUGAACAAUACCUUCAACGUGGUUUCAGGAGUACUCCUAUUGAUUGUUGGCUUCCUGAUCCGUAGGACUGGUCGAUUCAAGUGGCUUCUAUACAUAGCCGUCCCGCUUUACAUCUUUGCGCAGGGGUUGAUGAUCUAUUUCCGCCGACCGAACCAAAACGUGGGCUAUCUUGUCAUGUGCCAAGUCUUCAUAUCGAUUGGAGGUAGCAUCUUCAUUAUUAUCGAACAACUAGCUAUUUUAGCUGCUGUUGAUCAUCAACAUAUUGCUGCAGCCCUUGCAUUGCUAAAUGUAGUGGGUACAGUUGGAGACGCCAUGGGCGCAACGAUAUCCGGAGCCAUCUGGACAAACACGUUUCAGAAGGCGCUCGAGCGAUAUCUUCCGGAAUCAGCACUUCCAGAUUUGGACAGCAUUUAUGAGGAUUUGGAUACACAGCUCAGUUACCCUGUCGGAAGCGCCGUUAGGCUGGCCAUCCAAAAAGCAUAUGCCUACUCACAAACCCGCAUGCUUGCUGCCGGAACUGGUGUCAUGGGCCUUGCGAUAAUUUGGAUGCUUAUGAUCAGAAACAUUAAUCUUGCAAAGGUGGCGCAAGUAAAGGGCAUGGUCUUCUAA
Messenger RNA from Trichoderma aggressivum f. europaeum, 1716 nucleotides. RefSeq lists its product as uncharacterized. Gene Ontology annotation, molecular function: transmembrane transporter activity. The record is from RefSeq and is a predicted model, not a curated record. Lineage: Eukaryota; Fungi; Ascomycota; Sordariomycetes; Hypocreales; Hypocreaceae. Gene Ontology annotation, cellular component: plasma membrane. Bases 1 to 1716 code for a protein of 571 amino acids. Gene Ontology annotation, biological process: transmembrane transport. The transcript has 4 exons.